Messenger RNA from Gastrolobium bilobum, 1721 nucleotides. RefSeq lists its product as uncharacterized. Bases 193 to 1371 code for a protein of 392 amino acids. The record is from RefSeq and is a predicted model, not a curated record. NCBI's taxonomy places the organism in Eukaryota, Viridiplantae, Streptophyta, Magnoliopsida, Fabales, Fabaceae. Gene Ontology annotation, molecular function: protein binding. The transcript is spliced from 11 exons.
GACAGGCGUAAAGUUCAUGGGCGAACGUUUUCGGCUCGAUCCAAACACAACACAGUAGCCACGGCAGCUAGCGAGAGAGAGAAUCUGGAAAUAGAGAGAAGUAACGCCAAGUUAAGCCCUCACUUGCGAUAGUUAUAGUUCAGCAAAUAGAGGAGGUUUAGAGUUAUUACAUUGAUAAUUGAGCAAAAUACAAUGAGUUUCCCUGGUGCUCCUCCUAUUUAUGAUGAUGAAGAUGAUAAUGAUGAUGAAGUUUUCCUUGACGAGUCUGACAUCAUCCAUGAAGUUUCCAUGGACUAUGAAGAUCUUCCUGAUGCAGAUGAUGAUUCUGAAACCGAACAUGAGGAGCAUGAUGAUGAUUCUAUGCACAUUUUCACUGGUCAUACUGGGGAAUUAUACUCAGUUGCCUGCAGCCCAACAGAUGUGGCAUUGGUGGCUACAGGGGGUGGUGAUGACAGAGGAUUUCUCUGGAAGAUUGGCCAAGGAGAUUGGGCUUCUGAGCUUCAAGGUCACAAAGAUUCUGUAUCUAGUUUAGCUUUUAGCUAUGAUGGACAGUUUCUUGCAUCAGGAAGUUUAGAUGGAAUUGUUCAAGUCUGGGAUGCAUCUGGAAAUCUGAAAGGUGCACUGGAAGGUCCUGGAGGGGGCAUUGAGUGGCUUAGGUGGCAUCCAAGAGGACACAUACUAUUAGCUGGUUCUGAGGAUUCCACUGUUUGGAUGUGGAAUGCUGAUAAAGGGUCCUUUCUUAAUAUGUUUUCUGGUCAUGGUGGUAGUGUGACCUGUGGUGAUUUUACUCCUGAUGGGAAAAUAAUAUGUACUGGUUCUGACGAUGCAAGCUUGAGAAUAUGGAAUCCGAAAACUGGAGAAAAUAUUCAUGUUGUGCGGGGUCAUCCAUAUCAUGCUGAGGGAUUGACAUGUUUAGCAAUAAAUUCAACUUCGACUCUUGCUCUUACUGGUUCCAAGGAUGGAUCUGUCCAUAUUGUGAAUAUCACUUCAGGAAAAGUUAUUAAUACCCUGGCUUCUCAUUCAGAUUCCAUUGAGUGUGUUGGGUUCGCACCAAGUGAUUCAUGGGCUGCAGUUGGAGGCAUGGAUCAAAAACUGGUCAUCUGGGAUAUAGAGCAUUCCUUAUCCCGAGGCACUUGUGACCAUGAGGAUGGAGUAACAUGUUUGGCAUGGCUUGGUGCAUCGUAUGUGGCUACUGGAUGUGUGGAUGGAAAUGUGAGAAUAUGGGAUAGCCGGUCUGGUGAAUGUGUAAAAACAUUCAAGGGGCACUCUGAUCCCAUUCAAUCUCUCUCUGUGUCUGCUAAUCGGGAUUACCUUGUCUCGGCUUCACUUGAUCAUACAGCUCGUGUUUUUGAGAUUGAAGGGUUUCAGUAACCAUAGCCUCUUGUAUCAUUGUAUAUGAUACGAGGUCAUCAAUCAUCUAAGCAAGCCCCUUGUCUGCGCAUGCCUCUAUGCUUAUGUCCGUUUGGGGGUUAAUUUAUAGAAGCCAGAUUGUUAUUUUUAUGGUUGAAGUUAAAAACUGUUGUGGCAUAGGUUUUCAUGGACCGAGACAUUCUACAACAAAAAGUUAAAAAAAAAAUUAGUUUACUUUUCUUCUUUAAUGUUGAUUUUGAUGUUCACAUUCACACUAACUCAAAAAGAUUAGUGUGUUCAAUGGAGCUGGGAUUUAUUCGCUGCAGACCAUCUUGUUUACAAGCUAAUUCAUUACAAGGAAGCAAAUAAUG